Culex pipiens pallens (northern house mosquito) is the source of this 3273-nucleotide messenger RNA. Its product is annotated as LIM/homeobox protein Lhx6-like. Gene Ontology annotation, molecular function: DNA-binding transcription factor binding; transcription coactivator activity. The transcript has 7 exons. Gene Ontology annotation, cellular component: nucleus. Gene Ontology annotation, biological process: positive regulation of transcription by RNA polymerase II. NCBI's taxonomy places the organism in Eukaryota, Metazoa, Arthropoda, Insecta, Diptera, Culicidae. Bases 1804 to 2823 code for a protein of 339 amino acids. The record is from RefSeq and is a predicted model, not a curated record.
GAUCUCCGGCCGUGUCACGUCACUUCAAGUGUGGCCCGCGAGGAAAAAGGAUGUGUUUUGGCUUAGCUGCCGCAGUGUUGCCAGAGCAGUAGUCGCGGAGUACCAGACCAGAGUUCAGUUGGGGAUUCUGACCAAGGUUCAGUCGUCGAGGAGCAGCAACCGGCAGCAGUGGGCUGAAAGGAAAGGAACCUAACCUGGAAACUCGUGCAGCUGAGAGCCAGUUUGGAAGCGGAGAGAGCAUAAUAAACUAAGUGAUAUUAGUGUGUGGUGUGGUGAUAGAUGGUCGCUUGUUGGUGAAUUGAACCGCUUGAUUGGUAUUAAGUGGAAGAGUGGAAAAUUGGCAUGAAAUUGGAGAUUUCGACCUGACACAGGAGAGCAGAUCGUGUGUGCGUUUUGGAAGAAAGCUGGGCGGCAGCAGCACUACUAGUGAGAAGUAGUAGUAGAAAAAGAGGAAGAAGUCUAGUGAAAGGAGUUAAGUGGAGAAGAAAAUAAUAUUGAUUGUCAUCUCGAUAGUAGCAGAGGAAGAGUCUGUUUGUGCAAAUAAGAAGGGGAAAUAUAAUAAGUUCAUUUGUGAAUUGUGUACUUUGUGAUCAUCCGUCAGCUAAAAGUAAUAACAAAGUUGUAGCACCAAGUGCGAAUGUAUAUACUAUAACGUUUCAUUGUUGAUGUAUCUUCGCAGCUGUAUUGUAUCUUAUGUCAGUUUAUAAGUAGUAACAGUGAUUUAUAUAAUAAAAUAAUCUACAUUGCAACAUAAAAUUAAUAAAGCAUAACAUAAAAGAGCAAAGAAAAUCAUAAAAAUACUCGACAAUUUCCCUAAAGCACAGUAUCCGUAUCGCAGAUCAACCAACAAUUGCAUACUUUUUGCCCGUGAAUAGCUCGCUCUGAAGCAAUAACAAUCCGGUGCAAGUGCAAGAAAACAAGCUUACACAGGCUUGACACAUCACACACGUGAACACACAGAAAAAAAACGAGAAGAACGUGCCGCCGGAAAAUUCUACCGCCACCGCGCGAUUUUCCACGCUUUUCCGCGCUUUUAUUAAUACUUUCAAAAAAAGAGACGAGCAAAAGCAUCAAAACAUUUCCCAUACAAUCAAAUAAAAAUCUCUUCUACACACACACAAACCGUUCUUCGACAAAGCCGACAAAGUAAUAACAUCACAUACAACGAGCAGUGUGAAGACGAGGUGAGCCUUUUUGUGCGCCACGUGGAAAACGGUAGGUUCGGGGAAAAGGAUUCCUUUCUUUUUUUGCUUCCUAACGAACAGUGAAGAUCAAGCGUCGCGCCAAGCAGACAGUCAAGUCACAGGAGUCAGGAACCGAGCCCUCGAAAAGAGUGAGCAAAGAGGAGCGAGAGAGCGACGGAACUCCAUUAAAUCUGCGAACGGAAAAACUCGGAAAAGUCGAGCGAAAAAAAAGCUCGGAAAACAUCAGAGUGUUAAAACGAGAGAGAGAAACAGAACAGGGUGUUUGAGUGAGCAAGAAAAAAAAAACAAAAAGAGAAAGAGAGUGCUUAUCGAGCAGGUUUGGUGGGUAAAAAAGAGAGCGAUAACAUCUAAAAAAGAGAGAGAGUAAAAAAAGACAAAAAGCAGACGGUGGAAGAGCAGGAGCAGGAGCUCGUAUAAUCAAUUGGGUAAGUGGGUACAUCCUGACCGGUCAUCGCUGUCCAAGCUGCGAGGAUUCAACCCGGACGGUUCGCACAGUGGCAAACUGGGCACUCAUGGGACUCCGAAGCGCCGCGGGGCCGGACAUGAGCCUCCUGUGAAGAGUUUAGCCUUUGGUGACGUCAAACGUCUAGUGUCAGGAAUGCACAGCACUGAAAAUGUUGCUGUGGAACCGAUCAGUGAUCACACAGUCAAUGCCCAGCACCAGCAGCAGCAGCAGCAGGCCACAUCCCAGCGAAUCUCAGCAACGACGGCAACGGCAACGGCCCCCGGUGUUACGGCGAUGGGACACACGACGGUUACACCGAACGCACCGGCAAUCCAAUCAUCGAUCCAGUCCGCCCCGAACCUCGGCCUGGGCAGCACCGGACUGGCCAACAAGGACUGCGCCGGCUGCGGGAAGCGCAUCACCGAGCGCUUCCUGCUGAAGGCCCUGGACCUGUUCUGGCACGAGGACUGCCUCAAGUGCGGCUGCUGUGAUUGCCGGCUCGGCGAGGUCGGCUCAACUCUGUAUACUAAGGCGAACCUUAUACUAUGUAAGCGAGACUAUCUCAGACUGUUCGGCACCACCGGGUACUGCGCGGCCUGCAACAAGGUGAUACCGGCCUUCGAAAUGGUGAUGCGUGCCAAAAACAACGUCUAUCACUUGGAGUGCUUCGCCUGCCAGCAGUGCAAUCAUCGGUUCUGUGUGGGUGAUCGUUUCUACCUAUGUGAUAACAAAAUCCUGUGUGAAUACGACUACGAGGAGCGCCUAGUGUUCGCCAGUAUGGCGUGCAACCCGUCUAGCCUAGCACAUAUACGGAGGCAACCCGCCGGAGAAGGUCUCAUCGGUAAUGUCGGCAGUGGACGUAUGCCGCCAGCCGUUAAUCGACCUGCAUACGUAGCAGACAAACUGGGCCUCGCGCAACAGCAACAGCAACAGCAAGGUCCUCAACAGCAGCAGUCCCAGCAACAACCUCCCCAAGCAGCAUCCAAUCAGCAGCAACUCCCCGGCGGCGGCGGCGGCGGCAAUGGUGGGGGUGGGCCCCAUCUGCAGAACCCCAAUGGCCAACAGCAGCAGCAGCAUCAUCCCAGCAAUCUAGGCCCCCACCGGGACGACGGUUCCAGCGGGUACGGAAGCCCGGACUCGGAAACGUUCGAAACGCCCACCUCCGCCCAAUGACGGCCAGUCGUGCCCUGAUUCUGCGAGGCUCGAGGAGCGGCGACGACGGCCAUUUAGAAUGGGCGAUUGACCCCAGCUCGAUUGAUGAUGUUGGGGAAGGAUGGGAGGGUGGGUGGUUCAUUACUAGAGGAUUGUCGUACCGAUCGGAAGGGUUCUACAAAAAUGUGUGUUCUAGGUCGAGAGAGAAAAACUGUGUGCGACUCUGAAUUGGUACGACGCUGAAUUGACUGUACUGACAUUUAUUUGACAUUUUAUUUGAUAAAAUAAUUAGUUUCGUGCAAAUAGCGCGUGAAAGAUCGUGAAAGAUAAAUAGUAACAACUCUUUAAAACUCUUCUUUUUUACGCGAUCAAAUAAUAUGUUUUGUUUUGUGGUUUUGUUGAGCGAUUUAGCAGAAUGCAUUACUGUGAAAACGAUUGUAUUCAACAAAUAAGGGAGCGUUCUUUUAUUAC